GGAUCUCAUGUCAGUGGCUCUGAUUCACCGUUCAGUGUCGCGAGAAAACAGGGCCCUCAAUUCUAUCAUACAGACGACGACGAGGCCACUUGUCAUUUAAAAGAUGCGCUUCGUGAUUUUUGCAUCGAUUUGUCUUGUUGCAUUAGUCGUAAAACGAGUAUCAUCUCAUGGAAGACUGAUAGAACCACCUUCAAGAGCAUCUAUGUGGAGAUAUGGUUUCGACACUCCGCACGAUUAUAAUGAUCACGAAUGCUAUUGCGGUGGUUUCACCAGACAGUGGCAACGAAAUAAAGGAAAAUGUGGAAUUUGCGGAGAUCCUUGGGAUUCCGCUACCCCACGUUUGCACGAAACUGGUGGGAAGUAUGGGAACGGGGUGAUCGUUCGAAGAUAUCGAACUGGUUCCGUUAUACCGGUUCGUGUCCAGUUAACAGCAAAUCAUUAUGGCUAUUUUGAAUUUCGCACGUGUCCGAUGAUUUACCGUGACAAGGAAGUCACUCAGGAAUGUUUGGACAAGUAUCUUCUAGUUGGAAAGAAUGGAACUGCAAGAUAUUAUCCAGGUCCUGGUAAUAAGAUUUUCGAAGGAUUUUAUAAAUUACCCGAAGGAUUGACUUGUAGACAAUGCGUUUUUCAAUGGAGAUACAUAGCUGGCAAUAAUUGGGGUGAUUGCGGAAAUGGCACAGGAGCUGUAGGUUGUGGACCACAAGAAGAAUUCCGAGCAUGUGCUGAUAUCGCUAUCGGUGACAAUGAAACUCUAUCAUUGCCAGAUCUUCCAAAAGUGCCAACAGAAAGUACACCUACGGACACAUCAUCAACUAUGGAACCAACUUCUAUACCAAUAUCAGCACCUUCUUGGUUGUUCAGUAUUAUCAUUGCUGGUACGUGUCUAUUGGUGGUGCUGGCUGCUAUGGCACUGCUUUACACGUACUAUUACCACGCUGGUAGAGCCAAAAAAUGGCUAUUGCAAAGAAGACUUUUGACACCAGACGACACCAAAAAUCCACCCGUGGCUCCGCCAAGACACAAGAAAUGUCACAUAUCAUCUAAUGCACAAUUACAAAUGUAAUAUACAACGGUCAUUCGUUUGAGGAAAAAUAUCAACAAAUUGUACUCACUGCAAAUUAUUAUAUUUCUGUCAUUAUUAUUAUUAUUAUUCGUUUAAACUAUUUGUUCAGGAAUGUUCUUGAGUGAUUUUUUGUAAGUACUUACGCUCGUGUGCGUGCGUGCGUGCGUGUGUGUGAUUGAACGAUUUUUCAAAUUUAGAUAAAUAAUUUUUCUAAUUUUAC
Messenger RNA from Polistes dominula (European paper wasp), 1283 nucleotides. RefSeq lists its product as uncharacterized. Lineage: Eukaryota; Metazoa; Arthropoda; Insecta; Hymenoptera; Vespidae. The record is from RefSeq and is a predicted model, not a curated record.